This is a messenger RNA of Anastrepha obliqua, 1804 nucleotides long. Its product is annotated as L-threonine ammonia-lyase-like. The record is from RefSeq and is a predicted model, not a curated record. Gene Ontology annotation, biological process: L-serine catabolic process; L-threonine catabolic process. Lineage: Eukaryota; Metazoa; Arthropoda; Insecta; Diptera; Tephritidae. Gene Ontology annotation, molecular function: threonine deaminase activity; L-serine ammonia-lyase activity. The coding region runs from base 115 to 1575 and encodes 486 amino acids. The transcript has 7 exons.
UCCGACAAACACCGAUCAGUCGAUUGAAGACGCGUGUACGCUUAAGUACUUUAGAAGCAUAUUUAUCGUUAGUAAGAUUUCAUUUCCACAAUAAUAAACAAAGUCGUAGGUAAAAUGGCAUCGGUUGAGCAAAACGGUAGAAAAAAUGAUACAACUGUACAAAAAGGGAAUAGUUUCGAUAGUGCAACCACGAAAGCUGAAAAUGUUAAAAACACUACAGCGAAAUAUGUGAAAAAAUUAAACGGACCAAUUAUUCCACGUGAUGUGCCUAUACCUACGGAAUUCAAAACAUCCGAUAACAUACUCGAUCCGUUUUGUGAUCCUGCGAAGCCUCAAAAAAUAUCCUUUCACGACGUAACUUCCGCAGCAUUUCUGAUCAAAGGUGGUGUUGAGAGAACGCCAUGUCCGCGCUCUACGUUAUCCGAUUCAUAUCGCAUGGAUUUAUAUUUUAAAAAGGACUUUCUACAAGUCACUGGCAGUUUCAAAGAACGCGGUGCUCGUUAUGCCCUACUCUCCCUCACCGAUGAACAGAAGAAGACUGGCGUUAUAUCAGCCUCGCUGGGAAAUCAUGCACAGGCACUCAGUUACCAUGGCUGGAAGUUAAAUAUACCCGUUACAGUGGUGAUGCCGAAAGCAGCACCUAUGAUGAAAAUUCAAAAAUGUCGCAAUUACAAAGCGAAUGUUGUUGUUGAGGGCAAAGACAUGGCCGAAGCUAAAGCGCUUGCAAUGAAAAUGGCACAGGAUAACGGUCUGCUCUAUAUCAAUGGUUACGACCAUCCAUACAUUAUGGCCGGACAGGGCACAAUCGGCUUGGAGAUACUGGAGCAGGUGCCCAAUCCGGACGCUGUGAUUAUACCGGUUGGUGGCGGUGGACUUAUAGCCGGUAUUGCAACGGCAAUUAAAGCCUUAUCGCCUACUACUAAAGUUAUUGGUGUUGAGUCAGAGAAAUGUCCGAGCUUUUCGAAUGCGAUCGAAAACAAUGGCCCUAUAUAUACACCUAUUGAAAAUACUUUAGCAGACGGUUUGGCGGUGCCUAAGGUGGGCUAUAAUGCCUACGUAACGGCGGUACCUCUCAUUGAUAAAAUGGUAGUGGUGAAGGAGGAAUGGAUUGCUCUAGCCAUUUUACGUUUGGUGGAAGAAGAGAAAUGUGUGGUGGAAGGUGCCGGCGCUUCUGGAUUGGCAGCUAUAUUGGCGGGACACUUGAAAGAACUGCAUGGCAAAAAAGUCGUGAUACUCCUGUGCGGUGGCAAUAUAGACACAACAGUAUUUGGACGAUGUUUGGAGCGUGGUCUCGCUGCUGAGGGACGUUUAGUUAAAUUCCAUGCAGAAGUUAGUGAUCGGCCUGGUGGUAUUUACGAACUCUGCGAUAUACUCUCACAAUUAGGUGUCUCCAUCAAGGAUAUAAUGCAUGAACGGGCUUGGCUCAAAGACAUCUACACAGUGGAGGUGAAAGUAGUUUGUGAGACCCGUGACUGGGCUCAUAGCAUGGAAUUGAAAAAUGAGUUGAAAAAACGCUACGCAAAUGUGGAAUUCAGUGAGGAGCCUUUGGCCUUAAAUUAUAGCUUAGCUAAUUAACGGCUCAAAUUGAAGCUUGAAUUGUGAUUUAUUUACUUAGUUUUUUAAUAUAAGUAUAUAAAUAGAAAUAGUCAAUAAUUGAGCAUUGAUGUAGGUGUGAAGAAAAAGAAAAUAAUCGGUCAAAUAUUUCUAAACUUUAUACAUCAUAACUUGAAUAGUUAUUUGAGAUUUUCUCUUAUUGAAAAAAAAAAUAAUAAAAUAAAUAUUCUUUCGAAUGGUGCUAACAAGA